AUGGAUCACACACGCGAUCCUUGUCCUUGGGUCAUCUUGAAUGACUUUGGUGGUGCUUUCUGCAUGGGUGCAAUCGGUGGCACGAUAUGGCACGGCAUCAAGGGCUUCAGAAACUCUCCCUACGGCGAGCGACGGAUAGGUGCCAUCACCGCUGUCAAGAUGCGUGCACCUGUGCUGGGGGGUAACUUUGGCGUCUGGGGAGGUCUCUUCUCCACGUUCGACUGUGCCGUCAAGGGCGUCCGCAAGAAGGAGGAUCCGUACAAUGCCAUUAUUGCUGGCUUCUUCACAGGUGGCUCUCUGGCCAUUCGUGGAGGAUACAAGGCAGCCAGGAACGGUGCCAUCGGCUGUGCUGUGUUACUGGCGGUCAUCGAGGGUGUGGGCAUCGCCUUUUCCAAGAUGAUGGCGAGCAGUACCAAGCUAGAGGUACCACAAGCCCCUCCCGCAAACGAUGCGGCGAUUGUAUGA
Molecule: messenger RNA, 465 nt
Organism: Cryphonectria parasitica EP155
Lineage: Eukaryota; Fungi; Ascomycota; Sordariomycetes; Diaporthales; Cryphonectriaceae
Exons: 3
Coding region: 1-465 (154 amino acids)
Biological process (GO): protein import into mitochondrial matrix
Cellular component (GO): TIM23 mitochondrial import inner membrane translocase complex; mitochondrial inner membrane
Molecular function (GO): transmembrane protein transporter activity
Source: RefSeq, a predicted model, not a curated record